Messenger RNA from Erpetoichthys calabaricus (reedfish), 1408 nucleotides. It is a transcript of the gene tmem119a, whose product is annotated as transmembrane protein 119a. Bases 104 to 1273 code for a protein of 389 amino acids. Gene Ontology annotation, cellular component: plasma membrane. NCBI's taxonomy places the organism in Eukaryota, Metazoa, Chordata, Cladistia, Polypteriformes, Polypteridae. The record is from RefSeq and is a predicted model, not a curated record. The transcript has 2 exons. Gene Ontology annotation, biological process: ossification; positive regulation of osteoblast proliferation; positive regulation of osteoblast differentiation.
CAAAGAGAAAGAAGAAGAGCAGUAAACGUGGGGGGGAGAAAAAGUCACAGUAAUCCAAACCUUGCUGUAGUAUUUAAGGAUAUACGAUCAUCUCAUCAAUACCAUGAAGAAGACACAAACACCGAGGAGCUGUAAACUGCUCAAUGGCAGCGUGGGUAGAAGGGUUCUUUUACUGUCCAUGCCGUGUCUCUUGCUAAUGUGGCCCUCCUGCUGUGAGUCAAGAUCACUGCACUCUACGAUAGCCAUGACCUCCGAGGAACAGAGCGGUGACGAGGAGAUUUCUGUCUUUACAACCCACUCAACUGAGAUCACUCCUCAGAUUUCUACUACAGUGACUACCAGUGCCACAAGAAUUCCAUUGAAGCCUUUCAACCUACGCAAGAUUGUGCAGUUUCUUCAGGAGAACAUGUUACUGAUCAUCGUUGUGGCUUCAUUGCUAGCAGUCAUCAUUUUUAUCGUUUGUUGUGCUUCCGUACUUCGCCAUAAACAUAAAGUCAAUGCUUAUUAUCCAUCAUCAUUUCCCACCAAAAAAUAUGUGGAUCAUCAGGAUAAGUCAGGAGGCAGCAAAAGCUUCAAUGAAAUACCGGAGAAGACCACUAACUGCCAGAAAGUGGAACAGGUGGAUUCCACUAAGCAGCUCCAAGCAGACAUUAAAGCAGCAGCCCAAAGCCUAAGAUCUCCUUCUAAGGCUCCACUGAACACUCAAGACCCUAAACUAUCCCAGCAAAAUGCAGAAGUCACAGCUCCACAAAGCAAUACUGAACUUCCAGGAAACUCCUUACAAACACAAAAAGAUUCUCUCACACUAUCAUCACCUUCGGUGAACAGGUCCCCAGAGAUCAGUCACCAUCAGUUGCAAGAGGCUUGUCCGAAUAAAACAACAACUCCCCAAAACUCAGACCCACCAGCUACAUCCAUUUGUCAAGACAUUCAGAAUAAAGCUGCAAGUCAAGAGGCUGAAUUGGUCAAUCCAGAAAAUGCAGGGGUUCACCACGGCAACCAGGAGUGUCAGCCAAGCAGUUUGGAGACCCAGGAAGUGAUUCAGUCAAGUAGCCAGGAGACCCAGGAAGUGAUUCAGCCAAACGGCUGUGAGACCCAAGAAGUCGUUCAGGCCAGCAGUGAGGAGACCCCGGAAACAGUUUGUCCUGAAACUGAGAAAGUACAAGGUGCUUCUGUGACAAGUGAGCCAACCACAGCUGCACUAUGUGAUGAAAGUCAGAGCUCUGCCACCCCAGGGUACCCAAAUAUUAGUGGGGAGACCACUGCAUUUUAGGAACGGACAAGCAGCGGAUAAGUGAACCCAAAGGCUCUGCUCUUUGUUCAUCAUGACAAAACACCACAGUGCCAGUUUCUAGCUUCCUAAAUGUCUGCUUUUACAGUUUUUCUUAGAUUCAAAUUUUGAUCAUCG